Messenger RNA from Acaulospora colombiana, 166 nucleotides. The record is from the annotation of a GenBank genome assembly. NCBI's taxonomy places the organism in Eukaryota, Fungi, Glomeromycota, Glomeromycetes, Diversisporales, Acaulosporaceae.
CUAUGUAAAAGUUGCCUCUAUCAAAAUCCUCUUCACUGUAAGCAAAUUCUUUGUCAUUAACAGAUCGUAUUCCUUUCAGGCAAGUAACUGCAAUUGCAUGGUCCAAAAAAUUAAGAUCAGUGUGGGCAAACUUGCUGUAUCUCUAGACUAUAUAGGCCUCACAUAG